Penicillium antarcticum is the source of this 630-nucleotide messenger RNA. Its product is annotated as HNH endonuclease family protein. The coding region runs from base 1 to 630 and encodes 209 amino acids. The record is from RefSeq and is a predicted model, not a curated record. The transcript has 4 exons. Lineage: Eukaryota; Fungi; Ascomycota; Eurotiomycetes; Eurotiales; Aspergillaceae.
AUGAUCUUCUCCCCGGUUUUGGUUGUGGCCUUUGCCCUUCAGCCGCUGCUGAGCACCGCCGUACCGGUCCCUGAGCCUGCACCAUCACCGCCAGGGAUACCCUCUGCAUCUACGGCAAAGAGUGAGCUAGCAAGUCUGACUGUUGCUGCCCAAGGAUCACAAUCUGGCUAUUCUCGUGACCUCUUCCCACACUGGAUCACCCAGGACGGCUGUAAUACACGUGAGACUGUACUUAAGCGUGAUGGAUUGAACGUGGUAACGAGCUCCAGCUGUGCUGCCACUAGCGGAUCGUGGUAUUCACCGUAUGACGGCGCAACCUGGACAGCAGCGAGCGAUGUCGAUAUCGACCACCUUGUGCCACUCUCGAAUGCGUGGAAGUCGGGGGCAUCCGGUUGGACCACAGCAGACCGUAGAGCCUUUGCAAAUGACUUGGUUAAUCCCCAGCUCCUGGCCGUCACCGAUAGCGUCAACUCCCAGAAGGGGGACGAUGGACCGGAAGUAUGGAAGCCUUCACUCGCAUCUUAUCACUGCACAUAUGCUGAAAUGUGGGUGAAGGUGAAAUCAGUCUAUAAGCUCACCAUCACUUCCGCCGAAAAGGUUGCAUUGACGGACAUGCUCGACACUUGCUAA